AUGGCAUUCGUACCCAAGAGCAACACUGAAACCCUCCGCAAGUACCUCGCCCUCGACCAAGGUGGCCGAGUCCAAGCCGAAUAUAUCUGGAUCGAUGGUGAUAAUGGUCUCCGAUCCAAGACGAUGACUCUCGACUUUAAACCCACCGAUGUCUCUGAACUGAAAGAAUGGAAUUUCGACGGUUCAUCCACUAAUCAAGCUCCUGGUAACAACUCUGAUGUAUUGCUACGUCCUGCGGCCAUCUUCAGGGAUCCAUUCCGUGGUGGUGACAACAUCCUUGUCCUGGCUGAAUGCUAUAAUAAUGAUGGUACCCCUAAUAAGACAAAUUACCGCCAUGCCGCUUUAAAGAUCUUUGAGAGAUUUGCCGACGAUCAUCCCUGGUUCGGUCUUGAGCAAGAAUAUACCCUGUUCGAUUCAGAAGGAACCGUGUUGGGUUGGCCAAAGAGCGGAUUUCCGGCACCCCAAGGACCUUAUUACUGUUCGGUCGGUGCUGAUGUGGCAUAUGGGAGAGAUAUUGUCGAAGCACACUAUAAAGCUUGUAUGUACGCUGGUGUCAAUAUUUCUGGUAUUAAUGCUGAAGUCAUGCCUGGUCAAUGGGAAUUCCAGGUUGGUCCAUGUGAAGGAAUCUCGAUGGGAGACCAUCUUUGGAUGGCUCGUUUCCUCCUCAAGCGUGUCGCUGAAGAUUUUGGUGUCGUAGUAUCCUUCCAUCCAAAACCAAUAAAAGGAGAUUGGAAUGGUGCUGGAUGUCACACAAACUAUUCGACAGAGGCCAUGCGUAAGGAAGGAGGCAUCAAGGCUAUCCACGAGGCUAUAGAAAAAUUAUCUCAACGUCAUGCCGAACAUAUAGCAGUAUACGGAGACGAUAACGAUCAGCGAUUAACGGGUCAACAUGAAACUGGACAUAUUUCGCAAUUCUCAUCAGGUGUGGCUCAUCGUGGCGCCAGUAUCAGAAUUCCUCGACAUGUGGCAGCCCAAGGAUAUGGUUACUUGGAAGACAGAAGGCCUGCAUCGAAUAUUGAUCCGUACCGUGUGACCGGUAUCAUUACCCAAACGACGCUCUCAUAG
Paraglomus occultum is the source of this 1065-nucleotide messenger RNA. Lineage: Eukaryota; Fungi; Glomeromycota; Glomeromycetes; Paraglomerales; Paraglomeraceae. The record is from the annotation of a GenBank genome assembly.